GAUCAAGAGCCCAUAUAUCCUAAGUAUUGUCGCUUGAUGCUCAUUCUCUUCAAGCCUUGGAGAUCUGUUUCUGACCUUAAGCAAAGUACUCAGUCAUGGACCAAAGUGUUUGAUGCGUUCCAGCAUACCUGUUCGUCUGCUGUUACUUCUAUCUUGAACAAUAUGCAAAUACUGCACGAGUGUAAGGACAGUCGAGAUGAC
Molecule: messenger RNA, 201 nt
Organism: Suillus paluster
Lineage: Eukaryota; Fungi; Basidiomycota; Agaricomycetes; Boletales; Suillaceae
Exons: 1
Source: RefSeq, a predicted model, not a curated record